Harmonia axyridis is the source of this 3057-nucleotide messenger RNA. RefSeq lists its product as uncharacterized. The transcript has a single exon. The coding region runs from base 1 to 3057 and encodes 1018 amino acids. The record is from RefSeq and is a predicted model, not a curated record. NCBI's taxonomy places the organism in Eukaryota, Metazoa, Arthropoda, Insecta, Coleoptera, Coccinellidae.
AUGGUAUGCCGCUCUCAAGUGUUAACAAACAUAUCUGCAUCGCCAGCUACUGUGUUGCUAGCUACUGCGCGGGUUGAAGUCUUAGAUGCUCGAGGUCAAUAUCAAAAUAUUCGCAUUCUUUUAGAUCCAGGCUCCCAAACGAAUAUAAUCACACAAAAAUGCGUAAAAAGGUUAGGACUUGAAUGUUUUAAAACCCCUCUUGCUAUCUUUGGCCUUGGUGAAACAUCAGCAUCUGUUUCUGAUUCCAUAACAUGUACAAUUCGUCCGAUAGGGUCCAUAAAUCCAUCUUACACUAUUGAUGCAGUCGUAUUGCCGAAGAUUUGUUCUAAUAUGCCUACCAACUUUCUACCCUACCAUGAGUGGUAUUCUCUUUCUAAUAUCAAACUGGCGGACCCAACCUUUCAUUCUCCUGGUCCAGUUGAUAUGCUAGUAGGAGCAGCUAUCUUUCCUCUCAUUCUGAGAACAGGUCGUUUGCCAGGUAAUCUGAAACAACCUUCUGCGUUACAAACUGUAUUCGGUUGGAUAUUGAUGGGAAACACCUCUAGUCCAUCAACUACCAUCAGCUCUUUUCACUUAACAGCUAAUUCUGUAAUUGACUCAACGCUUAGACAAUUUUGGGAAAUUGAAGAAAUUCCUAAAUCUGAAAUUUCUUCACCAGAUGAUGCCCUGUGUGAGAAGAUAUUCGACGAUAAUUACUCUCGUGAUUCAACAGGUCGUUACACGGUUAUGUUACCCUUCAAAGAAGGGAUAAACAAAUCCUUUGGAGAUACAUAUACCAUGGCCUUGCGACGUCUGUUUUCACUGGAACGAAGAUUCAAAACCUCUCCUGAUUUCUAUAACGAGUACAAGAUGUUCAUGAAAGAUUACCUCGAUUGUGGUCACAUGACUUUACUCCCAAAUGCCAGUCCAUCUGUUGACGAAUAUUAUAUACCACAUCAUGCUGUUAUCAACCGAAAUAGUCCUUCUACAAAACUUAGAGUAGUGUUUGACUCCUCAGCGAAGGUUUCAGGCAAUGUGUCCCUGAAUGAGAUUCUUUUGACCGGUCCAAAGCUCCAGAAAGAUGUGAUGGCUCUUCUGCUCAAUUUUCGGUUUUAUAAGGUUGUUUUCACUGCUGACAUCAAACAAAUGUACAGGCAGAUUCUCGUUCACCCAUCACAUAGACGAUUUCAGCGAAUUCUUUUCAGAUUCUCUCUCUCAGAUCCAGUUCGAGUAUACGAGUUGAACACUGUUACGUAUGGUGUUGCUUCAUCUCCCUAUAUAGCUCUUCGGACGUUGAAACAAUUAUCUUCUGAUGAGGAGAUGGCAUUUCCUUCAGCGGUGAGCGUUUUACGGUCCGAAACAUAUGUAGAUGACAUCUUAUCAGGUGGAGAUAGUUUGGAGGAGGCUCGAGGUUUGCAGGACGAGUUGAUUUCUUUAUUGAGGCGUGGUGGAUUUGAACUCAGAAAAUGGUCCAGUAACAGAACUGAGCUAAUAGAUCAUUUUCCUCCAGAUCAUCGACAUCAAGAAUCGUUGAAUUUCGAUGAUUCUGUAUUGAAAAUUCUGGGACUCAGGUGGUUUCCAGCCGGAGAUCAUUUCUCCUAUGUUAUAGAUUCUACCGAAAGACCAGUUACAAAACGAACAAUUCUUUCAGACUUGGCACGAAUCUUUGACCCAAUUGGUUUUCUGACACCAUUCACUUUCCUGGCCAAACAUCUCAUCCAACACCUUUGGACUCUAGGUCUGCAGUGGGACGAUGUUCCUCCAUCGGAACUAACGGAUCGUUGGAAUCAAUGUAAAUCCGAGUUACAGGUUCUUUCCACUCUGCGAAUACCACGCAGAAUCUUCACUCAAUCAUUUACUAAAUGUGAAGCCCACGGAUUUGGGGACAGCAGCGAGAAGGGGUAUGCCGCUGUUGUUUACUUCCGAUUUAUCAAUCCAGAUGGUUCAAUAAAUAUUUCUUUGAUUGGCGCAAAGUCUCGGGUUUCACCAAUCAAACGCAUUUCUUUACCUAAGUUGGAGUUAUGUGCCGCUCUUCUCCUUUCAAAAUUACUUUCUUUCAUAAUAAAAUCAUAUGGACCCUCAUUGAAAGUGGAUGAAAUAUUCGCAUGGUCAGACUCCACCGUGGUUCUUCAUUGGAUCAAGUCAUCGCCCUAUCGCUGGAAGAGUUUCGUGAGCAAUCGUACCUCCCAAAUUCAGGAAUUAGUUCCUCCUGAUCGAUGGUAUUAUGUGAAGUCUCAAGAUAAUCCGGCAGAUUGUGCCUCUAGAGGCAUGUCUCCGUCUGGUUUACUCGACCAUUCCUUAUGGUGGGCGGGACCUCCUUGGCUUCAGUCCAAGGAUCCAAUAGGAAAACCUGGUGAUCCAAAAAUUGAAGAAAUGCUAACUGGAGAAGAACGGCAGGUUGUUUUAUCAACCUUCGCCUCAUCCGACGUAUUUGACGAUCUUAUAAUGAGAUAUUCCUCUUUCUUUAAACUUCAACAGGUUGUAAUUUAUCUAUUUCGUUUUUCCUUCAAUCUCAGAAGUCCUCACUCCAAACGAAUCGGUAGUAUCUUAUCCGUGGAAAGAAAACAAGCUCUCAAUUUUCUCAUCAAAUGUGUUCAGCAAAGAGUUUUUGGUGAGGAAAUUCAAAAUCUUCGAUUAAACCGUCCUAUUACCGUGAAAUAUCUUCAAAAACUCAAUCUCUUCAUUGGAGAUGAUGACAUUUUGAGAGUGGGUGGUCGAUUAACGUUUUCUGGCCUUCAGUAUGACCAUAAAUUUCCAGCAUUAUUGCCUAAUAAACAUUUGUUCACGGAUAUAUUCAUUCAACAUUUUCAUCGGUUGUACCUUCAUCCCGGUUCACAAACGUUACAGUUUCUUCUAUCCCAGCAAGUUUGGAUUUUGUCUGCAAGAAAGGCUAUUCGUAGAGUUACUUCCAAAUGUCUCGUUUGCUUCCGCUCCAAUCCCAAACCUCUACAGCCCUUGAUGGGCAAUCUUCCAUCGUACCGCGUCAAUCAAUUAAAGCCCUUUCAAUGUGUAGGAGUCGAUUUUGGCGGUCCUUUUCUUGUUACGAUGUCGAAAAGGUCGGGGCAUCAAAUCAACUAA